AUGGACUUCCAUUACAGCCUUGAGCACAACAUGGACAUGAUGGAUACAGUCCCUCGUCUUGAAUUCGAGGGGGAUGAGGAUGAUGUUUUCUAUGCUGAACUUCGAAGGCAGAUUUUGCUAUUGACAGGAGAUGAUGAGGAUGGUGAUGAUGAUUAUUUUCAGCGUAGAAUGAAACAUUCAAACGCCGCGAGGAACAUGAGAAGGCCAAAUUUGUGCAGCGCUGCUGCAAAUCUACCAGGAGGUUAUUUCAAUUGGUCAGAGAAUGAGAAUAAUAAUUCAGUACCUGCCUGGCUUUCGAAUUUGUGGAGAUCGAAUGGUACAGGAACUGGUGUGUUCAUACCUCAUGUUGUGAAAUCCAGCAGAAGAAGAAGAAAGAACAAUGACAAAGGAAGAAUGUAUAAACCAGUGGCAAUCAAGAAUGUAUAA
Messenger RNA from Ilex paraguariensis (yerba mate), 426 nucleotides. Lineage: Eukaryota; Viridiplantae; Streptophyta; Magnoliopsida; Aquifoliales; Aquifoliaceae. The record is from the annotation of a GenBank genome assembly.